AAAUUACUCCCGCAACAAAUGCAUGGACACGUGCAUUCGAGGUCACAUCACGUGCCCCUCUCCCUAAUCUAAUCCAUUUCGACGAUUCUGAUAUCUGAAUCGGAUUCUCUAUAACCAGUGACAGCUUAAUAACUGACUAGACGACGAAGAAGAAGACAACUAGAGAAAUAUGGCAGAGAAGUCUAAUGGCGGCGGCGUCUAUGUAGAGAUCAACAGCAACAAACGUGAAUGUGGUGAUGACACCCUCUGCACCGUUCUCCGCCGUCUGAUCUCUUUGAUCUUCCUUCCUGACGCCGAUUCUGCUACUCCGCUGCUGCAACGGAUCAAAGCUUCCCUGGCUGAGAACGCUCCACUGCUUCCCGAAGCUUCGAGCAACACCGCCAGACAUGUUCUUCUCUGGACUCGGAGGGGUAGCCCUCUCCGUGCUCUUCUCGUUAUAUCAGUGGGGACAAUCACUCUACUUGCCUUGACUGGAUUGCUCCUCUUUAUGGUUUUCUUUCUGGUUGCAACUUUCAAUGCCAUUGUUAUCUCUCUUCUCAUAUCGUUGGCAGCUGCAGGAGGAUUUCUGGCUCUUUUCCUUGCUGGUGUGACUGCUAUAUACAUUGGGGCAUUGUCCAUUGCUGCUUUUGUGAUUUCUGCAACAGCAAUUUCUACAAUUAUAGCAAUUCUGAUAGCUACAGGUUGGAUUGGAUUUUUUUGUACUGUGUGGUUGGCAACAAAGAAGAGCCUUGGAGUGGCCAAGCACUCACUGAGCGUGACUAGUUCUGCACUUUCGGCUUACUCAUCUGCCAGGCAUGCUCGCAACCUCCCUGUGGAAGACAAGGCUUCAGAUUAAAGGGUUAGCACCAUCGAAAUUCCAUGUUUGUUGCUUGAUUUGACAAUAUCUGCCGCUUGAUUUUUGUUGGAUUUCAUGGAAGCUGUUAGAUAUAUGCUUGUAUGUGGGUUGGAAACCUAUGAAUACGUGUAGUAAUAGUUGCCAAUAUCACCUAUAUUCUGGCAUCAUAUUUACUCGCGUACCUUGUACAGUUUUGCUAG
Molecule: messenger RNA, 1035 nt
Organism: Humulus lupulus (European hop)
Lineage: Eukaryota; Viridiplantae; Streptophyta; Magnoliopsida; Rosales; Cannabaceae
Exons: 3
Coding region: 170-835 (221 amino acids)
Source: RefSeq, a predicted model, not a curated record